Trifolium pratense (red clover) is the source of this 3564-nucleotide messenger RNA. RefSeq lists its product as uncharacterized. Lineage: Eukaryota; Viridiplantae; Streptophyta; Magnoliopsida; Fabales; Fabaceae. The record is from RefSeq and is a predicted model, not a curated record. The transcript is spliced from 3 exons. Bases 665 to 3292 code for a protein of 875 amino acids.
AUCUCAAAAGAUUCUUAUAUAAUCCAAUUUUCCUACCAAUCGAGCUAAAUCGCACUUUUUUUUUUUUUUUAAUAUGCCUAUAUUGAUAAAUUUAUUGCCGUUAGUCAAAUUAAAUUAGUACUAGUACAUUUUAAAAAUGUAAAAAUUAGGUAAAUAAAUCUAAGAAAACUGCAACAACCUUUUAUUAUUUGUGUAAGAACCUAUACCUUGUUAAGUUAAUGCCUCUUGCAGCUAGUAGUUGUAGGAGUAGCACUCACUCACAAUCACAAACAAAAAAACAAGUCUCUCUCCCUUUCUUACUCACACAUUUAUACUAUAAAACAGAGUAUAGGUAGUGUGUACGCGGUUGUGUAGCUAGGUGUCUUGUUUCAGGAGAUAUUCUUUUCUCUGAAUCUCUCCAAGACUUUUUGGUUCUCAUCUCAACUCAACUUUCAUUUGAGUAAGUAACAAAAAUAUCAUACUAUAUACACCACACUAUAUUUAUCUUCUUUUUUCUCUUACUUCCAUCAUCAUCAUCAUCUUCAUUAAUGUCACACUCUGUUUCACCACCACCGACACCUCUCCAUUCUUCACCUCCCUCUUUCUCCGUUUUGUAGAAGAAAAACAAGCUGUAGUAUGUAAGCUCAGCAGAUCUGAAAUAAAAUUCAGGAAACCAUCUAUCACAAUGAGUAGAAAGGUUUACGAUGAGAUAAAGCCGGGGAAGUCUUCAUUGCCAUAUGCUGCUGAUUAUCAUCAUCAUGAAAUUCACAAAAAUGACGAAGAUAGAACUUUAAAAUCUUACCGGAACCACCACAAGCAAGGGAAUUAUGGAAGGGAGUAUGAAGAUGAGAUGGUUAAGUACAUGUCCAAUUUGCCAAGUUAUUUACAAAGGGGAAGAGAGGAGAAUCGCGACAAAGUUUUAAAUGUCGGCGUUCUUGAUUGGAACCGUCUAGAACAAUGGCAGAACAGUCGUAAACAGGGAUCACAUGGAAAUAGCAGGAUUUCAACAUCUAGUAAUGCAUCCUCUUCUGUUUCGACAGACGGGUUAUCUGGUCAUUCUAGUAAAGAUCAAAAGACAUUGCAUCAGUCGCUAAAAGCACACUUUGCGGCUUCUUCAAUUCAAGACCACUCUCAAGCUGUCAAACUCUCUAGAAGAAGUGUUGGACAUUGUCAAGAUUUUAGAGGUAGUGUUGGUAAUAUUAACACACAGAGCAAACAUGUUAGAGCAGAUGAUCCUCUUUCCCGGAACCAUCCUAACAGCAGACUCAAUGGAUGUGACAGGAAAUAUUUGGAGCCGCAUAUUGUUAAGGAAAGUGGCAUCAUUCCACAAAUGCAAAUACACAAGGAAGCAUCUUGUGCUAAGCUAGAAAUGCGCGGUCGAGAUGGUGGAAUUGAAAAAAGAGUUGAGAAUUUGAAGGAACCAAAUAUUGAUAAUGUUGUGCAAGGUAUGAUCAGGAAAAGCGAGCCAGUUGCUCAUCUUUUGCCUAGAGACAGCCCUCGGAAUAGUAAUUGUCGAGUUCCUCAUACACAAACAUUCUUAUCUCAGAAGUCAGAAAAGUAUAGUCGAUUGAGCUUUUCGGAACAGCCUAAGGAGUUCUUUCGGAAAGAACUAACUUAUGAUAUUUCGCAUUCCGGUACCCUUCCAGAUGAAUUUGGCUGUAAUGAUUCUCAGCAUAAAGGGUCUGGCUGCAGUUCCACAGAUACGGAAAGUAUCAAACUUCCUGCUUCUACCUUUUCAUCACCGGUAUCUACUUCUUCAUCACCUUUAUCAGUCAGAGUGGAAAUAAGCCCUCCCAAUUCUGGAAACGCUGAGGAAAGGAAACAAACCAUGGCCAAAACUUCAUCUGCAAAUGGGACUCUCCAUGGAUUAGACCAAAAAGUAACAUCAGAAAAGUCAAGAAGCUCUUCACCUUUUCGUCGAUUAAGCAUCAGCAUUGGCUAUAGAGGCUCUGCUUGUAAAGAGACUCAGCACGUGCCGCAUCAGAACUCUAUACCAGCUGCUAAAUCUAGUUUAGAAAAUGCGAGAGGUUGUGGUAACUGCAACAUCUCAGGCAGUGAUAAACCUGGUGAUGCCGGUAGAAGCAGGACAAGCCCUUUAAAGAGGUUACUGGAUCCAUUGCUUAAACCAAUGACAGCUAGGUUCAGUCACUCCUUGGAAUCAUCUCAGAAGGAUUCAUCCUUAGUAAAUAAUAAUUGUAGGUCAGUUAAUGGGAGAUUUUCAACUCUACAUCCAAUCAAAGAAGUGGAUAGGGAGCAUAGUGUCAGCCCAGUAAAGACCGUCGAUUCUUCAAAAGACAAGAAGCGUCUUCCAUCAACGACUCAAGCUCUUCUGAGAAUCUCUAUGAAGAAUGGCCUUCCUCUUUUCACAUUUGCUGUUGACCAAACUGACAGCAACAUUCUUGCAGCCAAAGUGAAGAACUUAGGUGGCUCAGGAAAAGACGAAUGCAACCGUGUCUAUACCUUUUUCACCUUUAGCGAGGUUAAGAAGAAGAAUGGAAGUUGGAUGAGUAAAUCAGGAAGGAGCAAAAUCCCAGAUUAUGUUCCUAAUGCUGUUGCUCAAAUGAAGGCUUCUGAUUCGCACUAUUAUGAUUUAACCGGUCAGAAUUGUACGAACUCCUCUAGCAUGAAAGAGUUUGUUUUGUUUUCUGUAAAGCUCGGGCAAGGGGAAGAUCCGGACACCGACUAUCAGCCGAAUAAUGAGCUCGCUGCUAUUGCCGUCAAAAUACCUAAGGCUCUCAGUUUGAGUAACAAUCAACACCAUAGAAGUUUCAACAAUGAUAGUCAGGAUCAUGAUGUUGUCUGUGCAACGGUUGUGCUCCCAGGUGGGGUUCAUAGUCUUCCGAGUAAAGGAGGACCUUCAUCACUGCUUCAGCGCUGGAAAUCGGGUGGAUCAUGUGACUGUGGCGGAUGGGAUUUGGCUUGCAAACUUAAAAUUCUUGCUGGUGAAAAUCAAGCAAGUAAAAAAUCAUGGUCAUCCAAAGCUUAUUUUGCAGAUUAUCAAUUUGAUCUUUUUGUUCAGGGGAACGAACAAGAUCCGCGACCAGCAUUCAGCUUAACGCCCUUUGAGAAUGGAAUGUGUUCCGUAGCUUUUGACUCGUCACUCUCACUUUUGCAAGCAUUCGCCAUUUGCAUAGCAUUGGUGGAUAGCAAGAUGCCUUGUGAGCUUUCAGGAUCAAGAAACUCCAUUGAAGACAAAAUUCCAAAGGAAACACUAUCAGUGCGAACCGAGGAACUAAAAGUUUUUGGUAAAUUGAAGGAUAUUCCUGCAAGUUAUGUUUCUUAUCCACCAGUUUCUCCUGUUGGUAGGGUCUAAAAUUAACAUGUGGUAGAGACAUUUCUCCACAAGCUAGAGUAUAAGAUUAUAGCAGUAUCUUAGUAUUUUUUUAUGUUUAUUUUUUCUCAACAGAAGCAAGUAUUAGUAGUACUAAAAAAUGCACAAUGUGAUAAACAAUCAUUCUCAUAUAUCAAUCAAGUGAAGUGUGAAUAGUAUGAGUAAAUUGUAUUCUAUGGAAUAAAUACCAGCACUGUAAUGUAAUCAUAAUUCUUUGGUAAGAAAUAUGUUUUGGCAGAAGCAGAUUCAUUCAA